CUUGACAAUCUCAAGCGUGACAUCUCUUUUAUUCAGGCUCUCCGAAACGCUACACUCGACGAUGGUACAGGACUCAAAGGCGAGAAACUCGAACGACUCCGCAAUCCACCACGACAAUCGCUCCGUAUCGACGAUCCAUCUACCAUUCUCGCUCUCAGAAUGUUCAUGGCACUCGAACAUUCAUCUCAAGAUACCUAUGCGCAGAUUCGUGAGGCUGUAAUCGAGUGUUAUCCUGACUCUGAUGUUCCGCCCUUUCACCGUGUCAAGACAAUCCUCGCCGACCUUAGUGGAGUGGAGUCUCUCGUCGACCACAUGUGUAUCAACUCGUGCGCUGCCUUCGUUGGGCCUUACGCAGACUAUGAUAUGUGUCCGGAAUGUGGUCAGCAUCGUUUCGACCAGAUCAAAUUCACGAAGUCCAACGGUCGCAUCAAGAAUCCACGGGCUGUUUUUCAUACUAUUCCAAUAGGUCCUCAAUUACAAGCUCUUUGGCGCAAUCCUGAGAGUGCCGAGAAGAUGCACUAUCGUGAGCGACGCACACAAGAGAUCUUCGAUGAACUC
Molecule: messenger RNA, 558 nt
Organism: Suillus clintonianus
Lineage: Eukaryota; Fungi; Basidiomycota; Agaricomycetes; Boletales; Suillaceae
Exons: 1
Source: RefSeq, a predicted model, not a curated record